Molecule: messenger RNA, 1689 nt
Organism: Volvox carteri f. nagariensis
Lineage: Eukaryota; Viridiplantae; Chlorophyta; Chlorophyceae; Chlamydomonadales; Volvocaceae
Exons: 5
Coding region: 1-1689 (562 amino acids)
Source: RefSeq, a predicted model, not a curated record
AUGGCGGGCCGGGUGAUGUACGGCGCUGGGUACGGCAUCGACUCCGCAGCGUUGUCCACCAGCAGCCAGCCUGACGAGGCGGCUUGCUGCCAGGCCUGCUACACCAGCGCCCCCUGCCUGUACUGGGACUACGUCCGGAGCACCGGCACAUGCCGCCUCAAGGGCGACCAGGGGCCCACCCUCCCGCCGGGGCAGUCAAUACCGGGCUUCUACCGGGAUACCGACCGGGUGGCGGGCGCGAAGAGAGGUGCGAGCGCUUACGCGAACACAAACGUCAUGUUUAGCGCGGACCCCAACGCCAUCACCAUUUGGUCGCACCCCUACGCAUUUGUUGUUUCCUUGAUGUCUCAAGACAAGCUAGACUGGUACACAUACUUUUACAGGUCCUUCUAUACGUCAGAAGCAAUAACGGGAGCAACUUUCCGUCUCAACGCUGCACCUGCUGGUACGUUGUACCUCAACGGACGGCAGCUGUUGCCCGGAAACAGCUACCUUAAGACUGCAAGCAUAUCUAUCAGCCUGGCAGCGGGUAUUAAUUUAUUGGUAAUACGGACCUAUAAAGGGCCUAACGAUGGGAUCAAAUUAAGCUGGGCUUCAGGAACACUAGUCGCACCCAAUAAUACCGUGCUAAUGCGGACGGACGAGUCGUGGCUGUGGAUGACCUUUGCUUCAUCGACUGCUGACAAGGACAUCAAAUCUAAUGGCCCGCAAUUUGCCACUGACGGCAUCAUUAGCGACACCGGGCUGAAUAUCUUCCGCAGUGGCAGCGGCGACCCCAGCCCCUGGCUGUCCAUCGACCUGGCGGGCCUCUACAACGUCAACCGAAUCGUUUUGUACAGCCGACAGGACUGUUGCAAAGAGCUGCUGGCAAAUGCCGAGAUCCGUGUGGGCGGCGCGCUGGUGAGCAACUUCCUCACCUCGGCCCAGAUCCCGCUAAACCAGCUGGUGUACAGGGUGAUGGGGCCCAGCACCUCGGGUUCCGUCCUAAACAUUGAGCUGUAUCCGCCAGUCACGGGCCGUUACAUCACCCUGCAGAGCUUUGGAAUUAAUAAUGCCACCGUGCCUAGUUUGCUGCAGAUGGCGGAAGUGCAGGCGUAUGGUGAAUUAGCGGGAUUGGUGCGUACGACAGACUUGGGCUCGAGUCCGGCGAGUGCCCUGCUGUUGCGGGGGGGGGCUAGCAGCAGGGGCCUCGAAUUACAUGCAACCGGUACGGCGCUGACAGCAGGCGUGAGCACGUAUGUGUAUCACCCGCGGCUGACGAUCGGCGCUAUCCCGCCUGACCCUGAGGUUGUGUGGAUCUCAUCCCAACCCACUGCCUUCGUGCCAAUCAUGAACCAGCUCAUGGCAUCCACCUGGCAGUCCACCACCUUUUACAGGAGCUUUCAGCUGACGGCCGACCAGUUGCAGCGGCAGUUGGGGCAGUUGGGGCAGGCCGCCACAAGCACCAAUGCCACACUUACCGUCUUUGCAGAUGACCUGGCCACAGUCCUAGUGAACGGCCGAGAAAUCGGCCGUACAACAUCGUUUCCGAGCCGCAACGUUUUCCAGGUCUCGGAGCUGCGAGCCGGUCACAACCUGAUAGUGCUGCGCUGCGACGGGCUGAGAGGACCUGCCGUGGUGCUGGCCUCCUUGGCGGGGCCAGAUGGCGCUUUGUUGCUGCACACAGAUCACACAUGGAACUGGCUGUGA